Westerdykella ornata is the source of this 2098-nucleotide messenger RNA. RefSeq names its product alpha/beta-hydrolase. Lineage: Eukaryota; Fungi; Ascomycota; Dothideomycetes; Pleosporales; Sporormiaceae. The transcript is spliced from 2 exons. The coding region runs from base 26 to 2098 and encodes 690 amino acids. The record is from RefSeq and is a predicted model, not a curated record.
GGUCGAUCACAAGCAGUUCUCCAGGAUGACGGUCCUUACUACCUUGGUGGUCACUGUUGCGGCAGGCUUUACGGCCUUGUCAAGUUCUUCUCCGCUCGAGAGCAGAGCUGCCCCCGAUGUGUCCAACGCAAAGACGUCCUUGACGCUCAUCUACCAAAACAACCUGAACGCCUCAGACGACAAGAACCACAUUGGCGCCAUCAUCCUCGACGCGGUGCCCCAAGCCGAUGCCGCCGCCGCGUGCGCCGCCCUCAACGAGAAGUUGAUUUCGAAAGCCACGCUGCAGAAAUACGAGGACGAUUUCAACAACGCGCUUUCCUACCAGGACUACGCGAAGUACUCUGACUCGGAGAGGGGGUACUAUAUUGAGGGUGGAAUCGUCUCGGUCGGUAAUCGCGUCAGCUAUUCCUCCAAGUCAGGACAGCGCAAGCCGCUUCCAGUGUUGUGCACGCAGUCGGCCAACAAUGGGGCUGCGAAUGCGGCGCUGGUGGAAGGCACUCAGGUUACCGUAAAGGCAGCAGAUAACACCAUCAUCGGGUACCGCAACCAGAAGUCCUUCCGCUUCCUGGGGAUCCCCUACGCCGACAAACCGCAGCGGUUCAAGUACCCAGUACCCUAUUCCAAGAAGGGCCAAACCAUCCAAGCAACAGCAUACGGAUCGUCAUGCGCCCAGGGGAGCUCGGGAAGCGAAGACUGCCUCUUCCUCAACAUCCAGACGCCCUACAUCCCCAAAGCCAACUCGAAGACGCACCUCCGCCCCGUCCUCUUCUACAUCCACGGCGGCGGCUUCACCGGCGGCACGGGCUCCGACCUGGGCUCCGACGGCGGCAACCUCGCCAGCAAGGAAGACAUCGUCGUCGUCACCAUCAACUACCGCCUCUCGACCCUGGGCUUCCUCGCCAUCCCGGGCACCGACAUCAAGGGCAACUUCGGCAUCGCCGACCAGAUCGCCGCCCUCGACUGGGUCGUCGCGCACAUCGCGGCCUUUGGCGGCGACCCUAAGAAAAUCACCAUCAUGGGCGGCUCCGCAGGCGCAGGCUCCGUCCGCGCUCUCCUAGGCUCGCCCAAAGCAAUCGGCAAAUUCCAGGGCGCGAUCGCGCACUCGAAUCUCGGGGGCGGCGUCGCGCUGGGUCUGUCGGGUGACUACGGCACCACGUACUCUUCCUACUAUACGGUCGAGCAGUCGUACCAGGUGGCGGGACCCCAGAUCUUCGCCGCCGCGGGGUGCACCAGCACAAACAUGCAGGAGCAGAUUGCGUGCCUGGAGAAAGUCCCCGCGGCGCAGAUUGUCCAGUUCGACACCGUGGCGCGAUACGUGGUGCAAGACGGCACCAUUGUGAAUACGCCUGAGCUCGUCCUGUCGACGCGCAACGCCAGCACCGCACACGUGCCCGUCAUCUUCGGCAUCACGCACGACGACGGCGCGUCGUUUACCAGUUACCCGAAAACCGGCGUGGCGAGCCACCUGGAAGGUUUGCAGAAGGAGCUGGGAAUCAACUCGACGUGGGCGCAGCGCAUCAUCGAUUCGAAUCUCUUCCCCUUCACAUCCACGGGCAAUCUCACCCUUGACUCGUUCAACGUCAGCCAGCGCGUCACGACGGACAAAAUGUUCCGCUGCGUCGACCAGGCGACCGUCUUCGCCGGCACGCAAACCCGCGCGUUCCAGAAAGCGUACUACUACCAACUCGACCGCACCAUGGACGGCUACGACCCCAACGCCCUCGGCGGGCCCCGCAACGACGACCCCAAGAAUCCGUAUUUCAGGUUCCACGGCGCGGACGGGCCGUGGCUGUUUGGGAAUCUGCCGCGCAUACGGGAUGCCGAGGAUUUGUCGUCUGUGCAGCUGAGUACGAGUUUGUUUGGGGCGUUUGUGAGGAGCGGCGAUCCGAAUCCGGAUUUGAGGUAUUUGGAUCAGAGGGGGUAUGGGAAGGUGGUCGAGGGCGUGAGGAGGUUUGGACGGUGGAGUGAGGUGGGUGGUGGGAGGGGGAGGGAGGUCAUGGUGUUGGAUUGGCCGGGUAGGAGUACGGGGUUUGUGGAUACGGAGCAGUGUGCUUGGUUGGGGUAUCCGUUGGAUUAUUAUUUGAAGGGGGGUGUGUAG